Symbiodinium pilosum is the source of this 465-nucleotide messenger RNA. The record is from the annotation of a GenBank genome assembly. Lineage: Eukaryota; Dinophyceae; Suessiales; Symbiodiniaceae.
AUGCCGCAGUUCUCCGUGGAGCAGGUGCGGGCCAUCAUGGACAAGACGGAGAGCAUCCGUUCCAUGAGCGUCAUUGCGCAUGUGGACCAUGGCAAAACCACCCUGGCAGACUCCCUGCUUUCCCGUGCGGGCAUCAUCUCCAGCAAGGCGGCCGGAGAUGCCCGCUUCAUGCAGGGCAGAAAGGACGAGCAGGAGCGUGGCGUGACCAUCAAGAGCACAGGUGUCACCUUGUACUUUGAGCAUGACCACGAGGACGGCUCUGGGCCACAGCCGCACCUCAUCAACUUGAUCGACUCUCCGGGCCAUGUGGACUUCUCCUCAGAGGUGACCGCGGCCUUGCGCAUCACCGACGGGGCUAUCGUGGUCGUUGACUGUAUUGAAGGCUGUGCGGUUCAGACCGAGACGGUACUGCGACAGGCGAGGCUGCAGGGAGUGGCAGGGAUUUUACCGGGUGCUUCGUAUUAG